UCUUGGCUAGGCCCCACCCCAGCCCGGGUCAUAAUGGACACCUCUGGGGAUGGUAGGGUGAGGGAGAGUGAGACUGGGACCUGAUGCCAGGCCAGCCUGGGCACAACAAGAAGCAUCAUGACUUAGGUGGCUCUGCCCAAAGGUAAGUCCUAAGCCCUAGUUCAAAGCCCAAUCCUGCCCAUGCUGGUAUCCUCCUGACCCCUGCAUCCCCACCUAUCCAGAGGUCCUGGGCAUCUCCAGGGCUGCUCCUGCAGCUGGACUGGCCCUGUCCACAGGUGCACCAGCCGUGAUGCAGCAGCCACGAGUGGAGACGGAUAUCAUCGGGGCUGGCGAGGGGCCGCAGCGGGCAGUGUCCUGGUCAGCCUGGGUCACCCGUCAGGACUGGGGGCGCUGGUGGGCAUGCCACAUGCCUCGGAGCUGGGCCCAGUGGUGGAAUACAUCAGGCUGGCGGCAACCACUACAGCGUAUGCUAUGGGGUCUGGAGGGGACACUCUACCUGAUGCUGGCACUGAUGCUGUGUCAUGCACUCUUCAGCACUGGCUCCUACCUGCUGAGUUCCCUGUGGCCUGUGGUGGCUGUGGUGUGGAGCCACCUGCUGCCAGCCAUCCUGCUGCUGGUGCUCAGUGCCCUGCCUGCUCUGCUCUUCGCUGCCUCCUUCCUGCUGCUCUUCUCCACACUGCUGAGCCUUGUGGGCUUGCUUACCUCCAUGACUCACCCAAGCUAUGCUCAGGACUUGGACCAAUAGAAGGGCAACCCAUCUUACCGCCUGUGUCUGUUGAGCCCUGGCCUAGGGCCUGAGCCCUGUGGGGAGGGAGGGCAGUGGAACUUCAACAGA
This is a messenger RNA of Acomys russatus (golden spiny mouse), 835 nucleotides long. RefSeq names its product transmembrane protein 239 (gene Tmem239). NCBI's taxonomy places the organism in Eukaryota, Metazoa, Chordata, Mammalia, Rodentia, Muridae. The record is from RefSeq and is a predicted model, not a curated record. The coding region runs from base 290 to 745 and encodes 151 amino acids. The transcript has a single exon.